CUUCCUGCUUCCACAUUUGUCCUCUAAACUAAAACAGACUGUAGCUUUGUGACAUGCUCUGUGUUUGGAACCAGCAGUUGGUGUGGAACAGAAAGCAGCCUGCACAAAAGCAAGAAUGCAGACCUCUCUAAUAUGUUAUUAUCCUUAACAACGUCCAACAACAUCAACACAGAACUUUUUCAAGUAAAAGACGUUCCCCGGCAUCACGUUGAUUUUUGUGAAAGAAAAAACACAAAAAUGAGCUCCGGGAUCUUUUCCUGUUCAACUGAUCCAAAAGAUGAUCUCGAAUCACGUUUGAUAAAUUUCAUUCAUCUCUACAGUCAACGCAGAGAUGACCUUCAGAAAGCCUCAGAGGGCUUAUCACUGACAGCUGCUCAACUUCAGGACAAGCACAAGGACUCUUCUGGGGUCCAAGUUCUCUGUGUGAUAACUGGAGGAUUCCUUGGGGCAGGUUUUGGUGGUGUUACUGGUGGAGUUGGGGGAGCGUUUGGGGCAGUUGCUGCUUCAACUUGGGCACGGAUUUUUGACCACAUUAACGCAGCGGAAACAACUGUGGGCUUUGUCGGCAGUGUGUUAGGUGGAGUUUUUGGGGGAGCGUUCAGUGGUGCUAUUGGCGGUGCAGUCUCUGCUGGAGUUAAAGCGAGUGACAGUCCAGAUAAAGGGAAAGUCAGAAAUGUAGUAUGGCUCACCAUCGGCCUUGCAACUGGUGGUGCGAUCGGUGGUAUUUUUGGUGGGAGAGUGGGUGCUAAAGGUGGGGCAGUUGGUGGUGCUUUCGGAGUGUUGUGUGCUACGGGCUUUGCAGGGGGUGUAGUUGGAAUCGUCAAUUAUUUGCGUUCAAGUAAUUUAGAAGAAGAGAAAUCAACGAAAGAGCAGAUGUUGAGGAAAACUGCACAUUUCUGUGAGACUUUCAAACUCCUGGUGACCGAGCUGAAUAGCAUCAAAACCAUCAGCGACAAAAUGGCCACCAGUGCCGGAGCACAGGGUGUAGCCGAACAGUCCGCAAAGACUCUGACGUCUGUGAAGCUGAUGCUGAAAACCCUGAGUGACUCUCUGCCCAUCACAGAUCUGCCACGGUUUAUUUCCAGUGCUGAAGAAUUGGCGCGACAUAGCAAGAGAAUCACAGAGGAGCUGGCGCAGAUGAAUAAAGAAGGGGAAAAAAUGUUGGUUUCAUUGAUGACACACUGACGCUGAAAAACAAGUACCUUAGAAACGAGUUACACUGCUGUUUCCCAGCAGGUUAAACUAUUCUUUUUAACGAUACAAGGAGAAUAAAAGCUGUAAAUAUGUUUACAACCAACACUGUACAUUCGAUUCACACACCACUCCCUGAUACUCUUUAAUCUUUUAUUAUUUUCUUUAAACAAGUUUAUGGAAGACUUCUCCUUUGUGGUCCUUUGUACUAAUGAAGGGAUGUUUUAAUUAGCCUACAGAUGUUAUUAAAAAAGUGUAUAACAUAUGUGUUGCAGAUCAUUUCUGAUUACAGAGAUGAUGUUUAACUUUGUAAUAUAAGUUACAGUUCAA
Molecule: messenger RNA, 1521 nt
Organism: Eleginops maclovinus (Patagonian blennie)
Lineage: Eukaryota; Metazoa; Chordata; Actinopteri; Perciformes; Eleginopidae
Product: keratin, type II cytoskeletal 1-like
Exons: 2
Coding region: 133-1185 (350 amino acids)
Source: RefSeq, a predicted model, not a curated record